Messenger RNA from Ficedula albicollis (Collared flycatcher), 2030 nucleotides. RefSeq names its product coenzyme Q6, monooxygenase (gene COQ6). Gene Ontology annotation, biological process: ubiquinone biosynthetic process. The record is from RefSeq and is a predicted model, not a curated record. Lineage: Eukaryota; Metazoa; Chordata; Aves; Passeriformes; Muscicapidae. Gene Ontology annotation, cellular component: mitochondrion. The coding region runs from base 1 to 1404 and encodes 467 amino acids. The transcript has 12 exons. Gene Ontology annotation, molecular function: FAD binding; oxidoreductase activity, acting on paired donors, with incorporation or reduction of molecular oxygen, NAD(P)H as one donor, and incorporation of one atom of oxygen; 2-octaprenyl-6-methoxyphenol hydroxylase activity.
AUGGCGGCGCUGCGCGGGCGGGCGCUGCUGGCCCCGCUCGGAGCGCGGCUGAGGGCCGGGCCCCGCGCCCCGCUCCGCUCCGCCGCCUCCGCCCCGCCGCUCUACGAUGUCGUGGUGUCGGGCGGGGGCAUGGUCGGGAGCGCCAUGGCCGCCGUGCUGGGGCAUGACAUCCACUUCCAUGAUAAAAAGAUUGCUUUGCUGGAGGCUGGUCCUAGGAAAGAAUAUGAUCACCUGCCAGACAGUUACAGUAACAGGGUCAGUUCCAUCUCCCCGGGAUCAGCAACCCUCCUAAGCAGUUGUGGUGCCUGGGAUCAUGUCUGCAGCCUGAGACUCAAACCGUUCCGGCGAAUGCAGGUAUGGGAUGCUUGUUCAGAAGCCAUGAUCGUUUUUGAGAAAGAUGACUUAGAUGACAUGGGUUACAUAGUGGAGAAUGAUGUCAUUAUGUCUGCUCUCACAAAACAGUUAGAUGCAGUAGCAGACCGGGUGGAGGUUUUCUACAGGAGCAAAGCAGUUGGGUACACCUGGCCCCUUCCUUCCCACAGCUGUGACACAAGCCCUUGGGUCCAAGUUGAGUUAGCUGAUGGACGCAGACUUCAGACCAAGCUGCUGAUUGGUGCGGAUGGUCAUAACUCUAUGGUCCGGAAGGAAGCUGAAAUUAAGAAUAUUGAACAUCAGUAUGACCAGUCAGCUGUGGUGGCAACUCUCCAUUUAUCUGAGGCCACAGACAACAAUGUAGCAUGGCAGCGGUUCCUUCCCACCGGGCCAAUUGCACUUCUUCCGCUGUCUGACACUGCCAGCUCUCUGGUCUGGUCUACAUCUCAUGACCAUGCACAGGAACUUGUCGCUAUGGAUGAGGAAAGCUUUGUGGAUAGCAUCAACUCUGCCUUUUGGAGCAACAUAAACCACUCUGACUUCAUUGACACUGCUGGGGCCAUGUUCCGUUCUGCCAUUUCACUCCUGAGGCCCUCAGGGACUGCAGUCCGUCAGCUGCCCCCAAGUGUUGCUAAGGUGGAUCCAGAGAGCCGAGCCAUGUUCCCUCUUGGAAUGGGGCACGCGACAGAGUACGUCCAGCACCGCGUGGCUCUCAUCGGGGAUGCAGCACACAGAGUCCACCCGCUUGCAGGACAAGGAGUGAACCUGGGCUUUGGUGAUGUUGCAUGUUUAGCUCAUCACCUAAGUGCAGCAGCCUUCAAUGGGAGUGAUCUGGGCUCCUUAAAACACCUCCUGAAGUUUGAAACAGAACGGCAGAGGCAUAAUGUCUCCUUGAUAGCUGCUACUGAUGUGCUAAAAAGGCUGUACUCCACCACACUGGCUCCUCUGGUGUUGCUGAGGACAUGGGGAUUGCAAGCAACAAAUGCCCUACCUCCUGUCAAAGAGCAGAUCAUGGCUUUUGCCAGCAAGUGAUCUGUUGUCAGUCUGCCUGUCAGCAGCUUGCCUAUGAAUGCACUGCCCUUAAAAGAACUGUGGCUGACUUGAAUCUUUGAAUUGUUAUUUUAAUUUACAAUAAAACUGAGGGACUGAGCUGUGUAUUACAUCAUCCACUGGUUUAUGCAAAAGCUGUCUCAUUUGCCCUCCUCAAGAGGAUUUAGGGUUUCUUUCCAUAGUACCAUGGUGUCUUCAGCCACAGAACUAAAUGUCCAAUGUACUUUUAGUUUGGGCCUCCUGAAUUGAAGAUUGAGGUGCAAACAGCUGUCUGUCUUUUGGCAAACACAGUACUGAAUUUUGCCAACUGCUGGUUCAUUUUUAACAGCUUUUGCUGCUUUGUUACUUUCAGUUUCUUCUGAUAUGAUUUCUAGAGCUGUAAUGUCACUCCUGGGUUCUUGGCACCUCAGCUCAGACAGAAGGGGUAGUUUGCAGCAGAGGGAGACAACGCAUGGUGGUGGAUACAUUUUAAAAUUGUCCUUCUUUCACACUUUUCCCUGCCUUUCUCGUGGUGUUUUAUAUAAUAAUGGUGUUUGUCGUGGAACUGGCUAGUCUUAAGGGCUCUAUGGUAAAGAGUCAAGGAAACAAUAAUAUCUAGGAAAGAUAUA